Molecule: messenger RNA, 1158 nt
Organism: Hermetia illucens (black soldier fly)
Lineage: Eukaryota; Metazoa; Arthropoda; Insecta; Diptera; Stratiomyidae
Exons: 2
Coding region: 227-760 (177 amino acids)
Source: RefSeq, a predicted model, not a curated record
GCAUCACGACAACAUCUCUUCGUCUCUCCAUUUAAGAUUUCCAAGGCGAAACGAGUUAAUCGGAAAAUUUAAUUAGUUUAUCUGCUCCGUUGUCAAUGGCAAUCCCACACACUCAGUUUGCUUCGUCCGAUCUGGUAGUAAGAAAGCGGCGACCAUCAGGCUAAGUCGCAAGUUUCUAGAUUCUGGCUCGAUCUCGUGAUCCUUAGAAUUGGUACCAUUUGUGAAGAUGUUGUCCGUGCGUGUAAUGUUACUGGGAGUGAUCCUGAUUAUGAUCUCCAGUUUAGACUUUCAUGGGUUCGGUUCAUUAAGUGUAGUGGCAAGAAGCAUUGAAAAACGUGCAAUCCCCCAAUUGAUGGAUUAUGACCAAUCGAGUUAUCAACAAGAACAACCACCGCAAAGAGAACAUCGAACACAUAUUGUGAAAAUACAUUCAAGGAAGAAUCAAAGGAGCAAUGAUCCCGUCCUGGGUGAUGUGACCAAUUUCCAAGGUAUCGGUGAUGAUCAUAAUGCAUUUGGUGGGCCAAAAUACGCAGGACAGUACUAUCCUCUGAUGACAGAACAAGGCCACCAACAGCGUUCCAGUAACUUCAGUUUUGGCAACCUCCUUUCCGGGCUGGCAUUAUGGAACCUGGCCAAUGAAUUCAACAUGUACAGCAGUCAGGACCCUCAUCAACUGGUCCCAAAUACAAGACAUAACGAACCAACAAAAGGCCAUCACCAUAAUCACCAGCAGAAAAAUGAUAGUGUCGAGAGUUCAUGAAAGUCAUAAGUUCAAAGUCUAGUAAGAGAUAAUCAUUUUUAUAAAGUGAUCGACAUCCGCCACUUAGUGUAUCAUCUACGCGACAUAUAUACAUUUACACAUUCGUUAUCACCCAUUUAAUUAGGACAAAUUAAGUACAAGAAUUGUGAGCUAGUGUUCUGUUGAUAUUGGUGUUGUUAUCGCUUUAAAAUUGCAAAAAGAUGACUGAUUUCAUCAGUGGAUAGGAGAUCAGUGUUUGGAUUUUAUGUUAGUAUUCGUCUGCGUUAAAUGUAGAUAUGUAUGAAUGUGCUAUAAAUUAGACCCAUUGCUUUUAAGUGUAUUUUAUAUGUACCUAUUUGUGAUAAUUUAGAACUUAAAUCUAAUAAAAAACAUAUUUUCACGAAUUAAAACCAAAAAAA